CAGGGCAGACAUUUGGCUCUGCCUCCAGCCUUGCAGGACUCGGCUAUGCUGCCCCCAGCUGGAGGACUAGGUUGGACUGCCAGGACCCCUGCUCACUCCCGAUCCCUGGCGCAGGACCCCUGCUGGCCCCCGAACCGAUGGAUACUCUGCCAGAACCUCCGUCACCAGCAGACUCACCGGAGCAAUGCCAGAGCCUGAUCGGCGCUAACAUGAUGAGCAGCCCGGCCAGCUUUAGCAUUGACGCCCCACGCUGGGACCAGAGCACUUUUGUGGGGCGCCUGAAGCAUUUCUUCAACAUCACAGACCCGCGGACGGUGCUGGUGUCAGAACAGGAGCUGGACAGGGCGAAGGUGCUGGUGGAAAGCUGCAGGGCGGGCCUGGUACCCCCAGGCACCAGCCAGGAGCAGCUGUUCUAUGCCAAGAAACUCUACGACUCCGCGUUCCACCCCGACUCCGGUGAGAAGAUGAACCUGAUUGGGAGGAUGUCCUUUCAAGUGCCCGGGGGGAUGGCCAUCACUGGCUUCAUGCUGCAGUUUUACAGGACGGUCCCCGCGGUGGUGUUCUGGCAGUGGGUGAACCAGUCCUUCAACGCCCUGGUGAACUACACCAACAGGAACGCAGCCAGCCCCAUCUCGCUCACGCAAAUCGGGGUGGCUUACGUCACCGCCACCGGCACGGCCCUGGCGACCGCCGUGGGACUCAACCUCACCACCAAGAGAGCCCCGCCCCUCGUGGCACGCUGGGUCCCGUUCGCAGCCGUAGCCGCUGCCAACUGUGUGAACAUCCCCAUGAUGAGGCAACAGUAA
Pelodiscus sinensis (Chinese soft-shelled turtle) is the source of this 806-nucleotide messenger RNA. Lineage: Eukaryota; Metazoa; Chordata; Testudines; Trionychidae. The record is from RefSeq and is a predicted model, not a curated record.